CUCUCUCUCUCUCUGUUUCGUCGACCAUGCCUUUUAGUCAACUUCCUCUCUCUGUCUCUCAUUUUACUCGUUUUGUGCUCCUCUUUCGCUCUUAUUUCCUUUUCUCUUCCACUUAUACCCAUUUCAACUCCUCCUUUGCUCUUAUUUCCUUUUCUCUUCCACUUAUAUCCAUUUCAACUCUCCUUUGCUCUUUUUUCCUUUUCUCCGGGCUCGAAUGCGAUUCCAGUUUCUCUCAAUGGAAGAGGAAUCCUAACGGUGCAUGGAAGAAUUCCUGGAACUAAGCUCCCUAAGUACUCUCGGAAUUGAUCGUAAUAAGGGUGUCCCGGCCCCUUUUUAAGGCGAGACUAAUCCCUGCGGAUGCACACAAUCACCCCGCAAACCACGCACAUCGGGUAAUCCCAGGGAGGGGAAUCAAUCCCACGUCUGUGGGGAGCAAACCCACAACGCUAGCCAUUCACCCAAAUUCGCGUCUGUGGGGAGCUGACAUUGCAUGGUUUUCUAAAAAAGAUGGCGGAAGGCUGGAGUGGAAGUUAUGACCCUGGAAGCCAAUCUGAUGAUAGCUAUCACUUUGAAAGAACACACAUUGAACCUAUUUAUGAUGCAUUUGUUUGUCCCCUUACAAAACAAGUAAUGCGGGAUCCAGUUACCUUAGAAAAUGGGCAGACUUUUGAGAGAGAAGCAAUCGAAAAGUGGUUCAAGGAAUGCAAGGAAAGCGGAAGAAAGCCUGUUUGUCCAUUGACUUUGAAGGACCUAAGAAGCACUGACCUGAACCCUAGUAUGGCUCUAAGAAAUACAAUUGAAGAAUGGACUGCAAGAAAUGAAGCUGCUCAGCUCGAUAUUGCUAGCAAAUCGUUGUCUCUGGGAAGUUCAGAAAAUGAUGUUUUGCAGGCGUUAAAAUAUGUUCAGCAUAUUUGCCAAAAAAACAGAUCCAAUAAGCAUGUUGUCCGAAAUGCAGGGCUAAUACCAAUGAUAAUUGACGUGUUGAAGAGCAGCAGCAGGAAAGUGAGAUGUGAAGCCCUAGAAACCCUUCGUAUAGUGGCUGAAGAGGAUGUUGACAAUAAGGAAGAGAUAGCCCAAGGGGACACUGUACGUACAAUUGUUAAAUUCUUGUCUCAUGAGCUUUCCCAGGAGAGAGAAGAGGCUGUGUCCUUGUUGUACGAGCUUUCAAAAUCUGAAUCGUUGUGUGAGAAGAUCGGUGGGGUCAAUGGGGCAAUUCUAAUACUAGUGGGAAUGACAAGCAGCAAAUCAGAGAACAUCUUGACUGUUGAGAAAGCUGAUAUGACGCUUGAAAAUCUGGAAAAAUGUGAGAAAAAUGUCCGGCAAAUGGCUGAAAAUGGUAGACUGCAACCUCUUCUUUCGCUCCUCCUUGAAGGUUCACCUGAAACCAAAUUGGCUAUGGCCACAUACCUUGGCGAGAUGGUUUUAAGCAAUGACGUGAAGGUCUUUGUGGCCAAUACGGUGGGUUCUUCAUUGGUCGAUGUCAUGAGAAGUGGCAACAUGCAAGCAAGAGAAGCAGCCCUCAAGGCUCUGAACCAGAUAUCAUCUUUUGAGGCAAGUGCCAAGAUAUUAAUAGAUGCUGGGAUCCUUCCUCCACUUGUCAAGGAUCUCUUCACUGUUGGAGUCAACCAGCUUCCCAUGAGACUGAAAGAGGUCUCCGCAACUGUUCUUGCCAAUGUUGUGAACUCAGGCAGUGACUUUGAAUCCAUUCCCAUUGGUCCCAACAACCAAACUCUGGUAUCAGAAGACAUAAUCCACAACCUACUCCAUCUGAUCAGCAACACUGGUCCUAACAUUGAGUGCAAGCUGCUUCAGGUCCUUGUUGGGCUCACAAGUUCUUCAAAAACUGUUCUCAAUGUGGUUUCUGCCAUUAAAAGCUCUGGUGCUACAAUCAGUUUGAUUCAGUUCAUUGAAGCCACGCAGAGGGAUCUGCGUGUGGCUUCCAUAAAACUUCUCCAUAACCUCUCUCCUUACAUGGGCCAAGAACUGGCAGACGCAUUACGUGGCACAGCUGGCCAGCUUGGCAGCCUUAUCAGAGUAAUCUCGGAAGACAAUGGUAUCACAGAAGAGCAAGCCGCUGCUGUUGGCCUGUUAGCCGACCUUCCAGAGAGGGACUCAGGCUUCACACGGCGACUGCUAGAUGAAGGUGCCUUUGAAUUGAUAAUCUCCAGGGUGGUCAGGAUUCGGCAAGGUGAGACCCGUGGAAACCGCUACGUUACCCCAUAUUUAGAAGGGCUUGUCCAAGUUCUGGCGAGGAUCACGUUUGUUUUGGCUGAUGAGCAAGACAUGGUGAGACUUGCCCGUGAGCACAGCCUUGCUGCACUGUUCACUGAUCUGCUUCAGGCAACUGGGCUUGACAAGGUACAGAAAGUGUCUGCCAAUGCUUUGGAGAACCUCUCUCAAGAGUCAAAACACCUAACAAAUCUGCCAGAGGUGCCUGAUCCAGGCUUUUGUGGCUCCAUCUUCCCAUGUUUUAGCCAGCAGCCAGUGAUCACUGGUCUGUGCCGGGUUCACCAUGGGAUCUGUUCGUUGAAAGAGUCUUUCUGUCUUUUGGAAGGGAGAGCAGUGGGAAGGCUGGUGGCAUGUUUGGACCACACAAAUGAGAAGGUGGUUGAGGCAGCACUGGCUGCGUUGUGCACAUUGUUGGACGAUGGGGUCGACAUUGAGCAGGGGGUGAUGGUAUUGUGCGAGGCAGAUGGGAUCAAGCCAAUAUUGGAUGUCUUGCUCGAGAACCGGACAGUGGUCCUCCGGCAGCGAGCAGUGUGGGCGGUUGAGAGGAUUCUAAGGAAUGAAGAAAUUGCAUAUGAUAUAUCGGGUGAUCAGAAUGUGGCCACGCAACUGGUCGAUGCAUUUCGGCAUGGAGAUUAUCAGACUCGGCAGAUUGCUGAGUGCGCACUGAAGCAUGUUGACAAGAUACCGAAUUUCUCUGGCAUCUUUCAGAAGAUGGGUUAAGACCUCUUCAAGCUUCUUCUCUGAUGGAAAAGAUGAAUGGAAGGAGCUGACAGUACUGCACCCUCUUCUUUUCUAUUAUUGUCUCCUGACUGAUGAGAGGUUGAAGGCCCGAUGGAAGAUGGUUUGAACUGGAAGGGCAUUACAUUCAUGAGAUUUUGUCAAUCUGUGUAGUGUAUGGCAUAUUUCAUUUUUCUUC
This is a messenger RNA of Magnolia sinica, 3145 nucleotides long. Its product is annotated as U-box domain-containing protein 44. The transcript has 5 exons. Lineage: Eukaryota; Viridiplantae; Streptophyta; Magnoliopsida; Magnoliales; Magnoliaceae. Gene Ontology annotation, biological process: protein ubiquitination. Gene Ontology annotation, molecular function: protein binding; ubiquitin-protein transferase activity. Bases 508 to 2949 code for a protein of 813 amino acids. The record is from RefSeq and is a predicted model, not a curated record.